AGUGAAGUGAACUGGGGAAAUCUUGAGAGCAGAAAGCUGGGUGAGUGCUUGUUGUUGUCGUAUCUAAUUGUAUGAGGUGAAAAAAAAAAUGGAGUUUGGAAGAAGAGUUAUGGUCUGGAGGUUGCUGCUGUCAUGGGCGGUUUUAAGCAUAGCAGUGCAGGCGGUGACGAGUGAAGUGUUACCAAAAUGUGAUUUCCCAGCGAUCUACAACUUCGGUGACUCCAACUCCGAUACUGGAGGGAUAUCGGCGGCAUUUCUCCCGGAUAUUCUACCAUAUGGCGAGACCUUCUUUCACAAACCUUCGGGAAGGAGCUGCGAUGGGCGUCUCAUUAUAGACUUCAUUGCCGAGCAUUUGGCUUUACCAUACUUGAGCGCGUAUCUGGAUUCGGUGGGAAGCAACUACCGCCAUGGAGCGAAUUUUGCGACGGGUGGAUCGACCAUUCGGCAGCAGAAUGAGAGCAUAUUCGUGGCAGGGAUAAGCCCUUUCUCCCUCGACUUCCAGGUCGCUCAGUUCACCCAGUUCAAAGCACGAACUAUAGACCUUCACAAUCAAGUGAGGAACAAAUCUGACGGGAGUGAUCUGGCGAGACUGCCGAGACCCUGGGACUUCUCCAAGGCCCUGUACACGCUAGAUAUCGGGCAGAAUGAUCUCUCGGUCGGAUUCAGGACGAUGAGCGACGCCCAGCUUCGAGCGACCAUUGCUGACAUUCUUGAUAAGUUCUCGACAGCAGUUCAGCAACUGUACAAACAAGGGGCGAGGACGUUCUGGUUACAUAACACAGGACCCAUCGGCUGCUUACCCACGUCCGUGAUGUACCUUGGUCCAACAAAGCCUGGAGUUCUGGACGAGCAUGGAUGUCUCAAGUCUCACAACGACAUGGCUGAGGAGUUCAACCGGCAAUUCAAGGAGACAGUGAUCAAACUCAGGAGACAGCUCCCCCGUGCCGCCUUGACCCAUGUCGAUCUUUAUACCGCCAAAUCGGUACUCAUCUCCAAUGCCAAGAAUCAAGGGUUCGUUGAUCCUCUGAAGAUAUGUUGUGGGUACCAUGAGGGUUGGAACAAUGUGUGGUGUGGGACGAAGGGGAACGUCAAUGGUAGCGAGGUCUAUGGUGCUUCUUGUGAAAAACCUUCAAGCUACAUUAUGUGGGACGGCGUUCACUACUCUGAGGCAGCAAACAAGUGGAUUGCACAAAAUAUCCUCUUUGGUGGACUGACCGACCCGCCGGUUCCCCUCAUUAGAGCAUGUUACAGGGAUACCAACAUAUGAUCACUACUUGCCCAAAACCCCCAAACGUAUAGAUUUUAUGGGCUCUAUCCUAUCUAUCAAAGCAGCAAACUAGCUUAAUA
Molecule: messenger RNA, 1347 nt
Organism: Telopea speciosissima
Lineage: Eukaryota; Viridiplantae; Streptophyta; Magnoliopsida; Proteales; Proteaceae
Product: GDSL esterase/lipase At5g14450
Exons: 5
Coding region: 89-1267 (392 amino acids)
Molecular function (GO): hydrolase activity, acting on ester bonds
Source: RefSeq, a predicted model, not a curated record